UCAAGACAGAGCCUUGAUAGUAUUUGCCUACUUUGCCCAUUUGACUUUUUGUUUGUUUGUUUUUUAAGCCUAACUCUUAGUUUACACACUUUUAUUGUACGUAAAUCACAGACGGUGUCCAUGCAUUUAAAUUAAUAAGUUAUAUUCAAUUUCAGUUCAAGCCUCAACAGCCUCCACCUCUUCAGCAAAUCUAUCCACCUACUUAUGAUUUGUGAGUGCAGACAGGCAGGGGGAGAGGCCGCUAGAGAGCAGCCGGUCCCUGUACAUAGCUGUGUGCUGGCAGGGGGAAGCUGAUCGUGGCAGAGCAGAGAUGGUGCGUAGCUCGCUGGGACUCUGUGGCCAGCCGUCUGUCACUUUUACUGGGGCUCAUUUGUCUGACAUUACCGCGGAAUGGGAAGGACCGGAUUUAUUUUUUUGCACAGUUACACUGCAUGAAUGUGUCGCGUAAUGCGACCGAGAAGAGCUGCCUUUUGGGGGAAAUAUUUAUGGUUCGGGACCUUUUUUUUGGAGUAGCUAGUUGCUAGCGCAGGGCUAGCGACGGUGGUCCCUACUUCGACCGUAUUUUGCGAGGAUGCUACGGUGGAUACGGCAGCAGCUGGGCUUUGACCCCCCUCAUCAGAGUGAGACCAGGACGGUUUAUGUAGCAAACCGUUUCCCCCAGCAUGGCCACUACAUACCACAACGCUUUGCAGACAACAGAAUCAUCUCAUCCAAGUACACAAUUUGGAAUUUUGUCCCCAAGAAUCUGUUUGAGCAGUUCAGAAGGAUAGCCAACUUCUAUUUUCUCAUCAUCUUCCUUGUACAGUUAAUGAUAGAUACACCAACUUCCCCGGUCACCAGCGGUCUGCCUCUUUUCUUUGUGAUCACAGUAACUGCCAUAAAACAGGGCUAUGAGGAUUGGCUGAGACACAAGGCGGACAACGAGGUGAAUGGGGCUCCAGUCUUUGUGGUUCGCAGUGGAAGUCUGGUCCAAACAAGAUCUAAGAACAUCAGGGUAGGGGACAUUGUUCGUGUGGCUAAAGAUGAAACGUUCCCUGCUGACCUGGUGUUGCUGUCAUCAGAUCGUGCAGACGGCACCUGUCACAUCACCACAGCCAGCCUCGAUGGAGAGACCAACCUUAAGACCCACUACUCUGUGGCAGAGACGGCAGUGUGUCAGUCAGUGUCUCAGUUGGAGGCUCUGCAGGCUGUGGUGGAGUGUCAACAACCGGAAGCUGACCUGUACAGGUUUGUUGGUCGGAUUACGGUGACCCAGCAUGGGGAGGAAAUAGUCAGACCGCUGGGUCCAGAGAAUUUGCUGCUGCGAGGGGCCAGGUUGAAAAAUACCAAAGAGAUUUUCGGUGUGGCAGUUUACACAGGAAUGGAGUCCAAGAUGGCCCUCAACUAUAAGUGCAAAUCUCAGAAACGUUCUGCAGUGGAGAAAUCCAUGAAUACCUUCCUAAUCAUCUACCUGGGCAUCUUGCUGUUCGAGGCCAUCCUCAGCACCAUCCUGAAGUAUGCCUGGCAGGCUGAGGACAAAUGGGACGAGCCUUUCUACAACCAAAAGACUGAACAAGAGAGAAACAGCAGUCCGAUCUUGAAGUUCAUCUCAGACUUCUUGGCAUUUCUGGUCCUUUAUAACUUCAUCAUCCCCAUCUCACUUUACGUUACUGUGGAGAUGCAGAAGUUCCUGGGCUCCUUUUUCAUUGGCUGGGAUUUGGACUUAUACCACGAGGAAAGCGACCAGAAAGCUCAGGUCAACACCUCUGACCUCAAUGAGGAGUUGGGGCAGGUGGAGUAUGUUUUUACUGAUAAGACGGGUACGCUAACGGAAAACGAGAUGCAGUUCCGUGAGUGUUCAAUUAACGGAACCAAGUACCGGGAAGUUAAUGGCAAACUGGUGCCAGAGGGAAUGACUGACAAUUCACCAGAUGGUUCUGCGCCUCACCUGAUUGGUGAGGAAUUGUUAUUUCUCAAGGCGGUGUCAUUGUGUCACACAGUUCAGAUCAGCUACGACCAGCCAGACUGCCUGGUUGGGGGAGGUGAUCCCUUCUCCCAUGCAAACGGUUUCUCUUCUAAUCACAUGGAAUACUAUGCCUCUUCACCAGACGAGAAAGCUUUAGUAGAGGCAGCAAAGAGAAUUGGAGUGGCCUUCACUGGCAGCAGCGGAGAUACCAUGGAAAUCGAAACAUUUGGCAAGUCAGAGAAGUAUAAACUACUCCAUGUAUUAGAGUUUGAUGCUGACCGAAGAAGGAUGAGCGUCAUACUACAGACUCCCUCAGGAGGCAAAGUGCUGUUCACCAAGGGAGCGGAGUCAGCCAUCUUGCCUUUCUCUACCAGUGGUGAGAUAGAAAAGACGAGACUGCACGUUGAUGAGUUUGCACUGAAAGGUUUGCGGACCCUGGUGGUAGCAUGUCGCCACUUCAGCCCAGAGGAGUACAUCGAUGUGGACAGGCGUCUGAAUAGUGCCCGCACUGCGCUGCAGCAGAGGGAGGAGAGACUGCAGGAGGCCUUCAGCUACAUUGAGAGAGACCUGCAGCUCCUGGGAGCAACGGGGGUGGAGGACAAACUCCAAGAGAAAGUCCAGGAAACCAUUGAGGCGUUACGGCUGGCAGGGAUCAAAGUAUGGGUGCUGACGGGGGACAAACAUGAAACGGCGGUCAGUGUCAGCCUGUCCUGUGGCCACUUCCACAGAACCAUGAACAUCCUGGAGCUCCUGCAGCAGCGCUCUGACAACGAGUGUGCUGAGCAGCUCCGCAGACUGGCCAGGAGGAUAAAGGACGACCAUGUCAUACAGCACGGGCUAGUCGUGGAUGGGGCCAGUCUGUCUUUAGCGUUGAGGGAACACGAGAAGCUCUUUAUGGAAGUGUGUAAAAACUGUUCAGCUGUGCUGUGCUGCCGCAUGGCCCCACUGCAGAAAGCAAAGGUGGUACGUCUUUUAAAAACGUCUCCAGAGAAACCCAUCACCUUAGCUGUUGGGGAUGGAGCCAAUGAUGUCAGUAUGAUACAGGAAGCCCACGUGGGCAUAGGUAUCAUGGGGAAGGAGGGUCGUCAGGCCGUGAGAAACAGUGACUAUGCAAUUGCCAGGUUUAAGUUCCUGGCUAAACUACUGCUGGUCCACGGUCACUUCUACUACAUUCGAAUAGCUACGCUUGUACAGUACUUUUUCUACAAGAAUGUGUGUUUUAUCACGCCCCAGUUUUUAUACCAGUUCUUCUGUUUGUUUUCACAACAAACCCUGUACGACAGUGUUUAUCUGACACUGUACAACAUCUGCUUCACUUCACUGCCCAUCCUGGUGUACAGUCUGUUUGAACAGCUGGUCCAUCCACACAUACUGCAGAAUAAACCUGGCCUGUACAGGGACAUCAGCAAGAACUCUCUGCUUUCUUUUCGGACAUUCCUGUACUGGACUCUGUUGGGCUUCUGUCACGCCUUUGUCUUCUUCUUUGGAUCGUACAUACUGAUGGGAGAAGACACUACACUUAUGGGCAAUGGACAGAUGUUUGGAAACUGGACAUUUGGAACGUUGGUCUUCACUGUUAUGGUCAUCACUGUCACAUUAAAGCUUGCUUUAGAGACUCAUUUCUGGACAUGGAUGAACCAUUUUGUGACAUGGGGUUCGAUUGCCUUCUACUUCAUCUUCUCUCUCUUCUAUGGAGGCAUCAUCUGGCCGUUCCUCCACACCCAGGACAUGUACUUUGUAUUCGUGCAGCUGCUGUCCAGCGGUUCGGCCUGGUUCGCCAUCAUCAUCAUUGUCAUUACUUGCCUCUUUCCUGAUGUGGUUAAGAAGGUCUUCUACAGACAUCUGCAGCCCACCAACACACAGAAGAGUCAGUCUCUAUCAGCCCCCCAGGCGCAGGCCCUCAGCUGUGUGGAGUCCCUGUGCUGCUACCAACAUGGGCAGAGCGGCUGUUCCCGCCUGGCCCACUUCCUGGAGCAAAUGACCGGGCAGUGCCAGGCCAGUGCCAACAAUUGCCACGUGUCCAGCCACAGCAACAGGUCUUGGAGUGACACAGAGAACCUCUACUCCAACGAUCGCAGCAUCCUGACGCUGUCCCCCAUCGAGGCCACCCACUGCUGACUCCCAGGGCCACUGACUGUACCGCAAAGAGCUGGGGAAGAGCUACCAUCUCGCUAUGAGUCAUAAUCACACCCCCUCACCUCUGCCACCAUUUUAAAGAGCUUCUUCAGUUUAAACUCAAUGCAGCUGGAUGCUAAAGCGGACUCGGGAGCAGGAGCUGUGGCAUCUUUUGAAACCAAAGGACUUGGCUUGUUGCAGCAGGCUGCUUUUCUCGUCCAGCAAUUUGUGUCCCAGAGUGAAUCAAUUCUCGGUAGAGAGAUUGAAAAGGAUGUCGGAUGGGAGCUGCAGCAUGAAAGGAAAUGAAACAUGAAGUGUGGUGCGUGUCAGCAGGGCAUGAAGCAGACAUCCGUGGACCUACUCCUAUAGGAAGCUCAAGUCGGCACAGCUUUGCAGCAACAAUUAUCAGAUUCCCGCUGCUAACGACUCCUGCAGAAUAAUCUGAAAAUAUUAUAUUUAAAUUAACUACCUUUUUAAAAUUAGUUAAAGAAGACAUGUUGAGUCUUAAAUUUAACUUAUCAGCUCACAGGUACUGCGCUCUGAGAUUAGACAAGUUUUAUGAACUCUUACAGCUAUUUAUUGGUCAUUUUCAAUAAAGUUGCAAAACUUAUGUUCUUUUUUUUUUUUUUUUUUGCAAUUGGCAUUAAAAUGACCUUGUAAGUCUUACAUAUUCGUACACACAGAAUGAAGAUUCCUGAUAGUCUGGACUUCUUGUUAGCUAACGUCAGGCAUUACCCCUGCUGGAAGCAUUGUAGCCUGAGGCCUGUGACCUAACCUAGCUGGUUUGGUCAAGUUGACUAUGCUCACUGCAGGACUGAGGUGGUUUUGGUGACGUCACAAACCGGGAUCAUCCAUGUAGCACCAGGACAAGAAGCUCAGCAGAGUCAGACUACUUCAGGAAAACAUCUCAGAAGUGUUGGCUAGCAGCUGAGGCCCAUCAUCCCAUUGUUUCCAUAAAUUUCCAGUCGAUUGUUUCUUUGAGCUAUCAGCCUCACUGCUGCACCUUCAGUUCUCAUUCAGAUUGAAAGGGAAAAGGCUAGACCAUCCACAGCCCCGUAGCAUCCAGAGCCUUUGUUGAUCCAGCAGUUCUGCUAACUUGUUUCCUUAAGGCCUGCCGUAUUCCCUCAAUGCUGUACGUGGAGCUUCAUCUCUACUCUGGUACCAAAGACCAAAGGAUUCAGACUGGAGUUUAACAGAAAAUGUGUUUAUUUUUGUGCCUGAUUUGUACAGAAGCUUAUAUUGUUGUUAAGACGACUAUUAUUAUUAUUCAUGCUGCUUUCGCGUCUUACUGUUCAGGCCUCUGUCUCCCUGGUGGGUCGCUCUUAAGGAGGCCAGAUGGGGUCUGUUUAAAAAGCCAUACAUUUUCAAGAGGUUAUAUUAUCGAUAGAUUAUUUAAGACAGACAGAAGAUGUUUCGGCCUGUUGUUACUUUGUACUUGUUCCCCCUUGAAUGCCUUUCUCAUUCAGCCUGUUAAGCAAAGGCAUCACAGCAUUAAAAGCCAUGAGGACAGGGAAUAUUUUGAGGUAAUGAAAUGAUUCAAGGCUGCAAAAUGGACCUAAUCAGGUUUUAUAACAUCUGUACAAACAGAAUUCGAGAGAGAAUCAUCCCUCUUAGGUGCCUAAAAAUAUUCCCAAAGUAUCGGAUCAGAUAAUGGUACCAUUUUGAUUUCGGUCGGACAAAAAUGGCUUUAAUGGCUUGAUGCUUUUCCAAAUCACGAAUAAUGCAUGUUGACCCAGACAGCAGAAUGUCUCUAUCUUUAGAGGGAUAGAUUUAUCAGAUAAAUAUGAUUCAGCUUCAACAGAGAUGAAAAGAAAAGCAGAGCAUUUGCACAAGUCACAUAUCAAAAUCACUUUUUUUUUUGUGCUCCAAAAUCAUUGCUCGUCUGUCACCAUUGAAAUCAUCUGAAUCAUGUUUUUGCUUUUGUUUUUUGGUUUUUUUUUGCUGUUACGUUGUUCUUUCCAUGUGUGUUUCUAUCUACCUUUUGAGGGUGUGUGUGUGUAUGUGUCUGUGUGAUCCUCUGUAUCGCAGCCAUGUUGGUUGAAGGAAGUAAGGUACAUAACUUUGUUUGUAAGCUGUUGUAUGAUCUAAGUGACCACAUGCUGCCACCAGGUUAAAGGUCAGAUGUUUCUCUUUGAUGUAUGUAUAGUCUCUUCUCGUCAAAAAAAAAAAAAAGGUAAAA
Molecule: messenger RNA, 6239 nt
Organism: Xiphias gladius (swordfish)
Lineage: Eukaryota; Metazoa; Chordata; Actinopteri; Istiophoriformes; Xiphiidae
Gene: atp11b
Product: ATPase phospholipid transporting 11B (putative)
Exons: 30
Coding region: 572-4063 (1163 amino acids)
Biological process (GO): phospholipid translocation
Cellular component (GO): trans-Golgi network; endoplasmic reticulum; plasma membrane
Molecular function (GO): ATPase-coupled intramembrane lipid carrier activity; magnesium ion binding; ATP hydrolysis activity
Source: RefSeq, a predicted model, not a curated record